Paramecium pentaurelia is the source of this 1334-nucleotide messenger RNA. The record is from the annotation of a GenBank genome assembly. NCBI's taxonomy places the organism in Eukaryota, Ciliophora, Oligohymenophorea, Peniculida, Parameciidae.
AUGAAUUAGUUAAAAGCAAUUUAAAGUUCUGUUGAUACACAAAGAAAAAGAAACUCAUCUUUUAAAUAAGAGAAAUCUUAUUAUGAAUAAGCAAAGAGAAGAAAAAGUGUCUAUAUGGAAUAGAUGGAUGAUUACAGUUAAAAUUAAAUCUUAAAAAAUUACAAAAGUUUUUUGCCUUAAAUAAAAAAGGAACACAUAAACUCUGAUGGAUAAGACAUUUAAAUAAUAUUGAAUCAUUUUAAAUUGUAUUAGUAAUAAAAUGUUAAACCAAUAAAUUGGAAUUUGUUUUUUACUUAAAUAUGGGAUUUUAUUCAAAAAAAUGGUGAUAUUUAUGAUUUAUAUCAGGAACUCUUUAAAAAAUUAUUAUUCUUACAAUUUCAAUAAUUGUAAAAAUAAAUAUUUGAAAUUUGUUACUAUGAAAAAAUUCUAAUUUCUUUAGGCUAUGAAUUGCAACAGGAUCAAUUAUUUAACUAAUUUUUUUGUUAAUUUGUUUAGAAUUAUUAAUCAUGUCUAUAAGAAUUAUUUUCAAAAGGCAAAUUUAAUAAAAAGUAAUUAUAAGAUGUAUAAUAAUAAAUUCAAAUGAACAAUACAAUAGAUUAUGUUAAUAUAGAUGAUUUAUAUGAAAGAUUUCAACAAGGAAAUAACACAAUCUGGAUGAUACAUAGAAAAUGUAAAUAAACAUAAUAAUAUAAACUAAAUUUUAAAAUCAUUAGAAGACAUUUUGCAUUAUGGUUACAUGAAACUAGAAAUUUAGAAAUCAUAAAAUUAUUACCUAAAUAAUUACUUACUGCUUCACAUCCAUUCAUAAAUGCUAAAUUAAAUUAACCAAUCUUAAUUAUUGAUUUAGAUGAAACCUUAGUACAUUUUGAAUAAGGAUCUAACAAACUUAUGAUUAGAAAUGGAUCAAAUUAGUUUUUAUAAUAAAUGCAUAAAUAUUACUAUAUAAUAAUAUGGACUGCAUCUUUACCAAGAUAUGCUAAAUGGGCACUAAAGAAGAUUGAUCAAUAAAUUCAGUAAUAAGUAUAUUAUUUAUUAGUUAGUAUAUUGAUCUUUUACUAACUCGAGAAUACUGUAUACCUCAUGAAAAAGGAUACUAUUAAAAGAUACUUUCUAUGUUGGGAUAAGAAUUAAGUACUCUCUUAAUAGUUGAGAAUGAUUAUCGAAGUAUAAUUGAUUCAGAAAAAGACUAUUUACAUUUGAUAGAUUCUUAUUUGGGUUAGGAUGAUAAUGUAUUAUCUCUACUAAGUAAUCGUUUGACUGAUGCCUAUAAAUAUUAUUAAGAAGGAUUUAGUUUUUAAAGAGCAGUGAAAAUGACUUAAAUGAAAUAGGAUUGA